AAAAGGCGAGUAGACACAGCCAUGUACAGAAAUGUUCUGAGAUACCCACUGCAGAUGUUUUGGCCGUGAUGUCGAUACUCAUUUGACGGUUCAGUACCCAUGACUUCGCGCCACAUGAAGUUCGUGCAGAGAAAUCCGCGGGAAAUGACCAUUGCGCUGGGUACGGGGCUACAUCUUACCCUUGCAUGCAGCUGAUCCGACAUUGCACCCGUCGGGAUCACGGCGAUGCACGAAGCGCAAACGUUUGUCGUUCCCAUCGCCUUCGACGCGUCCCGGCCUACGAAAUGAAAACGAGUCUUCCGAUAGGGUUCCUAGUAGCAGUUUCCAUCCCGAGUAUCGAAGUUCAUUCGACGAGUGGGCGCUGCCUCGAAAAGAGCAAACGUUCUUAUAAUAUGUAAUCUGCCA
Messenger RNA from Punctularia strigosozonata HHB-11173 SS5, 405 nucleotides. RefSeq lists its product as uncharacterized. Lineage: Eukaryota; Fungi; Basidiomycota; Agaricomycetes; Corticiales; Punctulariaceae. Bases 186 to 398 code for a protein of 70 amino acids. The record is from RefSeq and is a predicted model, not a curated record. The transcript is spliced from 2 exons.